AUGGCGAUGCCGCCGACAUCCGCAGCCGGAAAAUUCGAUCAUGAUUCUUCCAGUGUUGAUACUAUAAAUUUACGAUUGAUCUUAGUGAGUGGAAAGACAAAAGAAUUUCAAUUAGCAUCAAAUUCCUCAGCUCUUGAUAUAACUCAAUAUGUAUUUGAUCAUUGGCCUGAUGAUAAUUUAAAAAAGAUGAAACGUAAUACAUGCUGCCGAUGUUGUCCAUCAUAA
Messenger RNA from Brugia malayi, 225 nucleotides. Its product is annotated as Ubl3 protein, putative. The record is from RefSeq and is a predicted model, not a curated record. The transcript has 3 exons. NCBI's taxonomy places the organism in Eukaryota, Metazoa, Nematoda, Chromadorea, Rhabditida, Onchocercidae. Bases 1 to 225 code for a protein of 74 amino acids.